ACUUUUCAGGUUGUACUCGCCUUACCUUGUGGUCGAGCUCGCUGGCGUCACAUCACAUGACUCUUAUUGGAUGUAUUUUAGUCAGAAGAAAACAUGGAUGCAACCAAAGAUGUUCAUUCUGUAGAGAGGUCUGAGGACACUUUGGACGCCUUCAAUCUAUUUACAAAGAGGAAGAAUCCAUCCAAUGCCAGUAAGAAAGAUGAGGAAACAGACUCUGUACCCAUCAAAGAAGCCGACAACCCUUUUCAGUACAAGAUGGACUACCCACACAUGGGAAUCUGCCUGAUUAUCAAUAAUAAGAACUUCGACCGCAGCACAAGGAUGAGCACUCGUAAUGGGACGGAUGUUGAUGCUGCUUUUGCCGUGAGGACUUUUUCGGAUCUUGGUUAUAAGAUCAAAGUGGCCACUGAUCAGACUGUAAAGCAAAUGAAGAGUCUUAUGUUGAGUGUAUCCCAAGAGGACCACAGCAGCUGUGCAUCAUUUGUGUGUGUGUUGCUAAGUCAUGGUGAAGAAGGUGUGAUUUUUGGAACUGAUGGAUAUGAGUUGCUUGAAAACCUGACCAAACCAUUCAAAGGGCAUCGUUGUAGCACUCUAGUGGGAAAACCAAAGCUCUUCUUUAUCCAGGCAUGCCGUGGCUCCGAACUGGAUGAGGGGACCGAAAUCCAAGCUGACAGCGUGGCGGAGCAAACGUCUGAGAGGAUUCCCGUCGAGGCCGACUUCUUGUAUGCCUAUUCGACAGCCCCAGGCUAUUACUCAUGGAGGAACACGCAAAACGGUUCCUGGUUCAUGCAGGCAUUAUGUGAGAUGUUGCAACGUUUCAAAGGCGAGUUAGAACUGAUGCAGAUCAUGACUCGAGUCAACUACAAGGUGGCAAUGCACUUUGAAUCCGACUCCAAUGUUCCUGGGUUUACUGGCAAGAAGCAGAUUCCCUGCAUUGUGUCAAUGUUAACCAAAGACCUUUACUUCCCUCAAUAAAAGAUGGCAGGUAUUAUUGUCUGAAACUACUGAGCAGUCGCAAAAUAAUUUCAGCGGAGAACCAGAGCCCAAUCAGUGUGCUUCUGUAUUUUCAUUUUAAACUACUCGUAUUCAUUGAUAGUUUUGACCAAUUUUUCUUUUUACUCAACAAAACAUAUAGCUUGAUGUUAAACAAAUUGCACUUCAAAGGGAAAUAGUGAUGUGUGAAAGCAUAGUCAUUCGUUUUUUUUUUUUGUUUUUUUUUCUUUAUGGGUCACAAUCUGGUUUGAACAUUUCACAACACAAUUUAAAACUCUUCCAUUAGGAUGCCAAUACAGUAAGUCAAAUAUAUACUGUAUAUAUAUUAGACCUGUCAGUAUAUCGCGUUUUUAUUGGUAUUAAUUUAAAUGAAUUUUAAUGGGAUUAAAUAUUUUCUCGCGAGAUUAACACGUCACAGCGGAUGUUACGUUGCUCUAUAAAUACACCAGAAACAAAACAACAAGCGCGUUGCAGAAGUCCACGCCCAUGUCUGUUACGCCAGCCACGGCAGCGCGAGACACCGAAAACGGAUACUUAAAGAGUUUAUGAAUGGAAAGUUUACUUUUAAAAAGUUGCCAGAUUGCUCCACUGACAAGACCAAAGUUACCUGUAUCAUACAGGUAUACGAUGUAUGCCAAUGAUGCGAUUGUUACUUGUUUGGAACUAUUUUGUGUGGAAGGUUACAGUGUUCCGUGUCCAUAUAAAUAGAGCGGGUAGAGCUUCUCUGUGUUCGUCUGACAGUGACGGUGCGCUGCAGUGGUAGCGACCUAGCGAAAAUAAAAUGUCUCCAGUGUUGUCAUGGAACCAAGUGUAGUCAUCCGAAAUGAUGUCUACACAAAACCGCAGAGAGACUUCCGCGCCAGGACCAACAGAAUCAACAUAGCCUGAUUGCUGUGUUCAAAGCAAACUUGAAAAAAAUUAAGUAUGCAACCAUGGCUUAAAUACACGAUAGGCUGAGUACUAGUUUACCUUAGAUGUGCACCUUAUAAUGUUAUAUUGUUUUGUUUUGAGUCCAUAAAAAGAGCUGUUAAAGCAGCUGUUGUGUGUCAAAAUAUUAUUUUCACUGUUGUUGAUGGACAGUAAUAUUGUGAGAGAUUAUGUGUGAAUAACUGCUCCAAGUGAAAAAUGUUCAUGUAAAAUUGAAAAUCGAAAUUGCUAUUUCAGUAAAUAUUUGCAUUUUGCACAUAGAAAACUGAUUCAUGCUUCCAUGAGAGCAUUAAAAAUGGGGGCAAAUAGGACAAAAAAAUAAAAUAAAAGGAACUUCAGAAAUUACAAAAAAAAUGCGUGAGUAAUCACAAUUUUUUGUAAAUUUGAGUUAAUUAUGACAGUUGCAUUUUUAAUUAGAUCGUUUGACAGCUCCAAUAUAUAUAUAGAUCUAUAUAUAUAUUGCGCGUCGUCCCGCACGCGGUCUGUCCUUCCGUCUGUCCCUUUUCAAAACGUACCUACUUGACCGCGCCGCUGCGCGCCGCCACUGCGCCGCUCAGGCAGUGGCUCACUACGAUCGCGCGGGCAUCUUAGCGAAAAAAUGUUGGCUACCCACAAGCAUUGCAAUGAAAUUGUUAGUUAUUUAGUAGAGCUAAACAUCUCUUUAUUUUCGCGAUAAGCAAUGAAGAUGAACAAAAAGUUGAACCAAGCAACAACACUUUACCAGCCUUCCGCAGGAACUAGCUGAUGAGCCGCCCGGAGGGGCGGCGAACCACCACCUUACCAGCCUUCCGCAGGAACUAGCUGAUGAGCCGCCCGGAGGGCUAGGUGUGAGUGUGAGUGCGAAUGGUUGUUCGUCUCUGUGUGCCCUGCGAUUGGCUGGCAACCGAUUGAGGGUGUCCCCCGCCUACUGCCCGGAGACAGCUGGGAUAGGCUCCAGCAACCCCCUAGUGAGGAUCAAGCGGUUAGGCUAGUAUAUAUAUACACAAUUAUUUUUUUAAGGGAGAGACAAAGUCAAGUUCUUUAUAAAUAAUCUUGGGAAAUCCCUUGUAUCGAAGGAGGCACCUGGCCGUUUUCACAGAUGAAAGUGUGGCAUUGGCAAUGAAUACUUGGGUUUGGGGGGAUAUACACACACUUCAUUCAUUCAUUCAGAGUGGGAAAUCUGCCUGUUGUCCACUAAAAUGUUAACAUUUAUUUUUGAUGUUCUAGAAAAAUCAGGCACCAAGUACUCAAAAAAUAAAAUGUGAAAUAAAAGUAUGGAUACAGAUUGACUGUUGUUUUGGUUGUUUUUUCUUUUUUACAUUUAUUAAUUGCCACAGUUUUUUCUGCAUGAUUCAGUUUCAUUUAUCAUGCUGUAUUCCAUUAAGCUACUAUAAUUCAUAAAAAUGUACAACGGUGGGCCAAAUCAAAAUUUUUAAUUGUCAACGCAAAAAGAGGUUGGUACACAGACACACCGGUAUGAAAAGAUUAAGUAAAAUUCCAUUCUCAUCAGUUUGAAGUUCAUUCGGUAAUCAUUGUCGGUUUUUCCGGUUUUCACAAAAGGCUACCAACAAUUUUGCAUGUGCUGUGUGUGUGCGCGAAUAAGUGCAAACUGUAGGCUCGCUUUGUUCUGGGGCUGCUUUGCUAAAUCCGGCACAAAGUGUCUUCCGUCCAUUCAGGCUGCAAUGACAUUUUACGAUUAUUGACACCCUCUUGAGUGAAUUCUGCUACCCAGUGUCAGAAAACUCUGACGCAGUUGCAUGCCAUGUGUAUUCUGACAGGAUGAAGACACAAAAUAAAACAAACCCUGAUUUUCAUUGGUCAAUUUUCAAUACAAUGUCCAAAAAAUGUAUGUAUGCCAUCCAUUGCCAUUCAUUCAACAGAAUAAGUUAUGGCUUCCUGAAAGAUUACCAGCUUUGUUGUUUCAUUGAAGCAGUACAGCAGUGGUCCUCAACUAGAAAUGCUGUCGGUCCACUUUUUUAUUUUUAUUUAAAUAAGACCAAGGUCCGGUCCCAUGCACAGCGGUCAUGGGGAGCAGGGCAAUAUGCCCAUUUAGUAUGGUCAAGCUAAUCUUAUACAAAUCAACACUCCUCACAACCAACCAAUAAUGGGGUGCAUGAAAAUAACAAUUAUUCACUUUGCCAGUACACAGCAAAUAACGAGGGGUAUUGUGUUGAGGCACAGGAACUCUUUUAUUUUGUUAAGUUGUGCCUGCUUAAUAAUAGAAAUAGCCCUUUUAGGGAAAUAAGACAUUUUUAUUUUAACUUUGUUAAAUUAAUGGGAAAAUUACAACUACUGUUUAACAAAAACAAAACAAAAUACUAAUUUUACCAAAAUAAAUACUAAACAUAAAAACAAAAAUAUCCUUUUCAUUUGUACAAUUCCCCUUUUCACAUCCCUUCUGAAAUCACUUAAAAAUAUAUAUCAGAAGAGGAGUUAAGAAACAUUUUAAAUACUGACACAAGGGAGCACAGGAAUGUGCAGUGCUUUUAUUCCACUAUAGGUGAAUGCAAUGUCUGAGGCAUGCAAAUAUUAUUUGAGGACGCCAUUGGGAUGUUCAUUUACCAUGUUGCGGUGUUCUGCUAUUAAACAGCUGCAAAGUAGACGGCAGCAGAACUGCACACAAUCGAAACCUCCCGCGAUUCGUUUUGUCUGUGUGCGGCUCUCCUGGGGUGAAGCUGUGAGCACACUGUGGCGUCGCGCGUGCGUCUGUUUCCUGACACAAUCAUCCAUUUUGAAUGCGUGCUGACGCUUAUGUAUGGACACACCUUAAGUUCAGAGGAGCCAAUCAGCGCAUCGUAUAUGCUUACGCGUAUGUAUGGACACACCUCAAGUUCAGAGGAGCCAAUCAGCGCAUCGUUAUCGCCGACAUGCCCUGCUCAGGCAAGGUCUCGAGGGAGUCAAACAUACACACAAAGUCGCGCUGCCGCGGUCCUCUGCAUUACAUAUGUUAGUGCACGCAAAGAAUACAACGGAUAAUUUUAACAAGCGAUCGCGGUAAUGCGCAGAUUAUAGUCCACAAAUAUAAAAUGUAUAACGUAAAAAUCAAUUUAUAAAUUAUUUUAUACAAUUUGCCGAGGGUCCGGACAGAGGAGGCCCGGACAGAGGUCGGCGGUUCGGACAGAGGAGGUCGGCGGUCCGGUCGUGAAUCGCGGUCCGCCAGUUGAGGAAGAGGGCAGUACAGUAUUAAUACUUUUUGACAUUUGAAUAGUGUGUGAACAUUUUCUACUGUAAAUAAAUGCCCUGGCUCAGUAAAGGCUGGCAAACACUG
This is a messenger RNA of Hippocampus zosterae (dwarf seahorse), 5167 nucleotides long. RefSeq names its product caspase-3-like. The record is from RefSeq and is a predicted model, not a curated record. The coding region runs from base 94 to 975 and encodes 293 amino acids. Lineage: Eukaryota; Metazoa; Chordata; Actinopteri; Syngnathiformes; Syngnathidae. The transcript is spliced from 7 exons. Gene Ontology annotation, biological process: proteolysis; neuron differentiation; keratinocyte differentiation. Gene Ontology annotation, cellular component: cytoplasm.